GAUUCUCAAAGUGACACUGAUAACACUCAGUUGACUUCAGAAGAAUCAAAAUGUACUUUAACAAGGAGAUCAACUUGCUGGAGUAUCCAGGGACAGCAAGACCAAGAGAGAAAAGUUUUUGCAAGGGAUGAUGACCCUGAAACCAAACGGCAGAAUUGUAACUUGUUUUCACUGCUUUUUCUGGUCAUGGGGAUGGUUUCUUUCAUCACAUACUUCUUUCAGACAGCCCUUGACCUAACGACAGCAAGGGGAUGUUCAGUUGCUGCAAUGAUUAGAAUGAAGAUGGAAACAUGAGAAUGGGAGCCCCGGGGAUAAGUUUGGAGCUAAGUAUUUCUGUUCAAUUUGGUAUUUAGAGAAAUGUCUUCCUGUAUUUGGACAAAAGAAAGAAAGAAUAAGGAACUAAAAGAACUUGCAAAUAUAGCACACUAAAAAAAAGUUGAGAUUUGUUGCUAAGCUCUUGCUACAGAGAAAGAACCCUUACAAUGAUAGGAGAAGCAUUAAAAGCUGUUGUAUUUUAUGAUUAAUAUUUACUAUUGAUAUAUCUUCGGUAAAGCUGCUGCUAAUCCUAAACAGCUGUAUACCCAAAUCACCACACAGACACUGGGAUUUAUUUAAUUAACCUAGAACACAAUGCUGGGCAAUAGUUGUUCCAUCCUAAACCUCCAAGCUCUCUUAGUUUCUAACAUUUAGAUUUCCCACAUUAUACUUGCUUUUAGUGAUAUAUUAGGUCCAGUCCAUCUCUCCAUGUCAUUCCAAGAUCUCUCCCUCCAGCUCUGCUUUCCUAGCUCUGCCCUUGCCCUUUUGCCUCCCACUCUUUUCCUGUCCUCUGGCUCCUCCCCUCUCCCCUGCUUCCUUUUUCUUGUUCAACAUUGUGGCUAGUUGCUUUAUUUUGGCAUGUUUACACAAAGUUGAGACAGGUAAUACUUAGAAUAAAUAUCACAAUACAAUGUCCGGAUUGAAGCCAGAGAGUGGGGAAGAGAAAUCAGCAUUUGAAUGACCAAGGGUAAGGUGUAUACAUUUCAAAAGAACAUUAUACCAACAAAAAGCCAAUCAUGAAGAAGAAGAAGAAGAAGAAGAAGAAGAAGAAGAAGAAGAAGAAGAAGAAGAACUGCUUAAGACCCAUCCUUAACAUGGGUUUUGCUACUUGAAAAUCAUGUGAUUCCAAUUAUAAACAAACAAUUAUAAACAAAUUAUAAUUCCAAUUAUAAACAAAUUAUAAACACUGUAGUGUUGAAAGGCACGCAGUGUAGACUCUGGGGUUAGACCUAGAUCUUUCUGUCAUUUGCACACAUGGCCAAUUAUGUAUUUAUGGGAAAAUUAGUCAUUUUAUCUGUUUUUGCCUGAACUUUCUUUCUCCAAAAUAUGGGAAGUUUUACCUCAUGAUGAUUAAAAGAAAUAUGAGCAAGUGAGCAAGCCCAUAUCUAUGAGAGGCAUUAUGAAAUAACCUCCUACCCAGUGAGUCAGUGAUUACCCACAUGAAAUAUUGUAGCUGAAACUUUGAAUACAUUUCUUUAAUACAUUCUGGGCUUUAAUUUAGAAUUUUAUUUUAUGUGAUGAGUGUUUUGCCUGCAUGUAUGUCUGUGUACCAUGUGCAUGCCUGUUGCCAGUGGAAGCCAGAAGAGGGAGAUGAGUUCCCUGAAACAGGAGUUACAGAUGGUUAUGAACCACCACCAGGAAUGGAACUAGGGUUCUCUGGAAGAGCAGCCAGUGCUCUUAACUACUGAGCCAUCUCUCCAGCUCUUAGUUAUAUUCUAGACGUGUAUUAAUAUUUUUGUAGACAAGACACAGUUCCUGAACACUGUUGGAGAUGAAAAAGGGGAAUAAAACGGUUACUUGACUAAAUGCUUAAAAGGCUGUAGAACUCCAUCUUGCUAGAAUAAAUAGACAUGGCUUACCUGCAAGAGACUCACGGGUGUUCGGAGAAGUUUUGGUUGCUCCGUGUGGAGUGGGUAAGAGAUUGGGAGGGAGGCAGCUUGGAGAUGGUCACUCCUACUUUGGCAGUUGGACUAGCGAAGCAUAAAGAGUGAAAGCCAUUCCCUCACAGCCUGGCUGUGUUGGGAAAACUGAGUCUCCGGUGACUCAGUCUGAGAAACAGCCAGUGGAUCCCUGGACAUCAGUGGAUUUCAAAUCCAUGCUGGAAAGGAUGGAAUGCCCAGGUGCUCAUCCGAGAAUCAAGCAGGGACCUCAGUGAGGACCAGAGAGUCAGCCUGAGUCCUUUCUUGCUCAGGAGUUCACAUUCCUUGGUAUAGACCCUGAUAAGCCCCUGCUGGGCUGUGACCUCUGGAGACCUGUCAACUAUUCCAACUCCCAGCUUGGUUUUACGCACGAUGGUUCUAGGGCUUUGAGAUUGUACGUGCACAAGCCCACCAUGUAACAGAAGGUAGCUCUUGGCAAAAAUGACUAACUCCUGCAGGUGGGUAGUAGCCCAUUUAGUCUAGCAAAUUCAAAGUGAGAAAAAUCUUUCGUGUACAUUUGGUCCAACAGCAGAAACCUGUUUGUGGCCCCCAUCUGGCCUUUACUUACAUAGUCCCUCUUUUCCUUUUCCAUCUUGACUUGAUUCCUCAGCACGUUUUUCCUCCCUUUCUUUCAGUAACACCCAGAGUGCAACUUGAGAGGCACAAAGGGAUAUAUGGCUGCCCUCUUCGACACCACAGGAGGUUACAGGGUUGCAGUUAGGACCUUCCAUUCUUUGUUGCGCCAUACAACCUUUCCCAUGCUGCUUUUCUGUUUCUCAUCUAUAGGUUGCCAUUUCCAGUUUCAUGUGAAAAGGGGAAUAUUGCUGCUUCCAAGUCCUUUGCACCCCCUAGUCAUUGUGUUGAGGGCUUGGCUGUCAUUCCUUCCCAGAUGUGGCCUGGCAUAGCAGCACACUUGUAUCUUACUGUUCUUUCCUGCUUACAGUCCCUCUUCUAGACAUUGAACUGUACAGAAGGAUGGGAAGAUGGAAUCCAAAAGGCUUCCUCUUGAAGAGCCACUUUGCUCAAUCUGUUUUGAUACCAAAGUUUGGCUUUCUCAGUUCCUCCCUUAUGGAUGGGUGGCUAUAAAUUCUUUUUCCAGAUUUCACCUUAGGUUCUUGGGCAGCCAUUAACAGUGCAUCUUUUGUCUCACAAAUGUUCCAAUUAAAUAAUAGUUUAUGCUUACAGCUUGUCUUGGUUAGGUUUUUAUUGCUGUGAAGAGACACCAUGACUAAGGCAACUCUUAUAAAAACAAACAAACAUUUAAUUGGGGAUGGCUUACAGUUUCAGAGGUUAAGUGCCAUUUUCAUCAUGGUGGCAAGCAUGGCAGAAUGCAGGCAGACAUGCUGGAGGAGCCGAGAUCUCUAGAUCUUGGUCCGCAGGCAACAAGGAGACUGUGAUCCACACUUGGCAGGGCUUGAACGUUAGAGACCUCAGAGCCCGCCCCCACAGUGACACGCUUCCUCCAACAAGGUCACACCUCCUAAUAGUGCCACUCCCCAUGACACAUGAGUUCAUGGGGGCCGUAGCUAUUCAAACCACCACAGAGCUUGUUUAGAGUGGCCCUGCUUUCUAGCUGAUUGAAUGAUGAGGAGCUGGGAAGGGUUGGCUGGGAUUGGGAUGGAGUGGGUGAGGCACAUAAAUGCGUUUUUAGUACACCUCUGGAUACCCUGUCACUAAAACACCGGCCUCUUCUAGGCCUCUCGCCACUGCAGCUACAUGCCUGGCCCUGCAGUCUAGGGUCACAACAAGACAGCCACCCCAGGAACUGAGGCCUUGCGGCUGCAUGUGUCAUAUAUUCCUACCACAAUAACGGCGGUCCCCCUUCCUGCUGUGUAAUUGCUGCCUGAGUCCCCGACCAGUCUUCCGUGUAACGCGUCCUCGUUCCUCUUAGGGCUUCACCUUUGGCAAAGCUGGAGAGAUCCUCACCAAGCGACUCCGCUACAUGGUUUUCAAGUCCAUGCUGAGACAGGUACGGCUGUCGAGGGUUGCACCCCGGGGACGUAAGCUGGUUUGAUGAUCAUAAAAACAGCACUGGCACACUGACCGCCAGGCUCGCCAGUGACGCCUCGAAUGUUAAAGGGGCUAUGGGUUCCAGGCUUGCUGUAAUUACCCAGAAUGUAGCAAAUCUUGGGACAGGAAUUAUCAUAUCCUUAAUCUAUGGCUGGCAGUUGACAGUUUUACUGGUAGUAAUCAUACCGCUCAUUAUAUUGGGUGGAAUUAUUGAGCUGAAACUGUUGUCUGGUCAAGCUCUGAGAGACAAGAAAGAAUUAGAGGUUUCUGGGAAGAUUGCUACUGAAGCAAUAGAAAACUUCCGCACUGUUGUCUCUCUGACCCGGGAGCAGAAGUUUGAAAAUAUGUUUGCACAGAGCCUGCAGAUACCAUACAGAAAUGCUCUGAAGAAAGCGCACAUCUUCGGGAUCACCUUCUCCUUCACGCAGGCCAUGAUGUACUUUUCCUAUGCUGCUUGUUUCCGGUUCGGUGCCUACCUGGUGGUGUGUGAACUCAUGACUUUCGAGAAUGUUAUGUUGGUGUUUUCAGCUGUUGUCUUUGGUGCCAUGGCAGCUGGGAAUGCAAGUUCAUUUGCUCCUGACUAUGCAAAAGCCAAAGUAGCGGCAUCACAUAUCAUCAGGAUCAUUGAGAAAGUCCCUUCCAUUGACAGCUACAGCACGGAAGGCCUAAAGCCUAAUCAGUUAGAAGGAAAUGUGAGAUUUAACGGAGUCGUGUUCAACUACCCGACCCGACCCAACAUCCCAGUGCUUCAGGGGCUGAGCCUGGAGGUGAAGAAGGGCCAGACACUCGCCCUGGUGGGCAGCAGUGGCUGCGGGAAGAGCACAGUGGUCCAGCUGCUGGAGCGGUUCUACGACCCCCUGGCCGGGACAGUGUUUCUAGAUGGCAAAGAAAUAAACCAACUCAAUGUCCAGUGGCUCCGAGCACACCUGGGCAUUGUGUCCCAAGAGCCCAUCCUGUUUGACUGCAGCAUCGCCGAGAACAUCGCCUAUGGAGACAACAGCCGGGUCGUGUCCCAGGAUGAGAUUGUGAGGGCGGCCAAGGAGGCCAACAUCCACCAGUUCAUUGAUUCACUGCCUGACAAAUACAACACUAGAGUAGGAGACAAAGGGACUCAGCUGUCAGGUGGGCAGAAGCAGCGAAUCGCCAUCGCACGUGCCCUUGUCAGGCAGCCUCAUAUUUUGCUUCUGGAUGAAGCAACGUCAGCUCUGGAUACAGAAAGCGAAAAGGUUGUCCAGGAAGCCCUGGACAAAGCCAGGGAAGGCCGCACCUGCAUCGUGAUCGCGCACCGCCUGUCCACCAUCCAGAACGCAGACCUGAUCGUGGUGAUUCAGAACGGCAAGGUCAAGGAGCAUGGCACCCACCAGCAGCUGCUGGCGCAGAAAGGCAUCUAUUUCACAAUGGUCCAGGCUAGAGCAAAACACUUGUGAACUGUGACUGUUUGAGGUGCUAAAUAUUUUUAAUAUUGGCAUUUAAAUAUGGCUCUAAACCAAAGUUAAAUGGUGAGCACUGUUAAAGGCAAUUUCAUCAAGAUGAGACAGCCUUCAGAGACCUCAUAAUUAAAUGAACUAAAAUGGGAAAAAUCAUCAUUAAAUAGGGGUAGUGUUUUUAAUUGCAUUACGUGAUUCAUAAGAGAAAAAAAAUUUAAUAGAAUGUGUAAUUUUGUCUUAAUUUUUAAUUUCAACCCUACUUUGUUAAAUAAUGGUAAAGGCUGUAAAAAGCACUGAACUAUUCCAUAAGUGCCUAUAAAAACUAAAUUUUUAUAUAAUUGGA
Messenger RNA from Meriones unguiculatus (Mongolian gerbil), 5735 nucleotides. RefSeq names its product ATP-dependent translocase ABCB1. Gene Ontology annotation, cellular component: membrane. Lineage: Eukaryota; Metazoa; Chordata; Mammalia; Rodentia; Muridae. Gene Ontology annotation, biological process: transmembrane transport. Bases 4040 to 5392 code for a protein of 450 amino acids. Gene Ontology annotation, molecular function: ATP binding; ATP hydrolysis activity; ABC-type transporter activity. The transcript is spliced from 12 exons. The record is from RefSeq and is a predicted model, not a curated record.